Messenger RNA from Nezara viridula (southern green stink bug), 833 nucleotides. The record is from the annotation of a GenBank genome assembly. NCBI's taxonomy places the organism in Eukaryota, Metazoa, Arthropoda, Insecta, Hemiptera, Pentatomidae.
AUGUGGCCCCCUAGCAACGGGAGGCUAGUCAUGCUGCGGCUACUGUUUCUAACACUGUUCUGUGCUCUCGCCCUCGACACCGGCUCCUCACAACCACAACUCAUAGAUGUGGUUGACUUAGUCGGGUCGGCAACACACCAUGAUCACCACUUCGAGAAGGGAGGAGGUCAUGAACAUCAUGGUGAACACUAUGCUGAAGGCGGACACAAAGGUGACAAAGGUUAUCUACACAAGCAUCACUUUGACAAAGGGGAUCAUGGGAAACACGGCAAGGACGAACACAGCGGAUACUACCAAGACCACAUGGGCCACAAAAAGAAAUAUCACGACGAAGGAGACGAGUAUGGAGCCCAUCACAAAGGAGAGAAAGGACACAAGACAGCGAAAUUCGGCAAGAAAGGCGGACACAAGAAAGGACACAAGACCAAGGGCUAUCAUAACAAAUUCCAUAAGGACGAAUUCCACAAGGAACACAAAUUCUACGACGACUAUCACAAAGGUGGCCAUCACACCAAACACGGCGACUUCCACGGUGAACAUGGCAAGAAGGAAGGACAUCACAAAAAGGGCAGCCAUCACAAAUCUGCAUACCACGACGACCAUCAUGGCAAGAAAGGUCACCACGACAAAGGGCACUACGUCGAUGAACACAAGGGUUUCAAGGGACAGCAUGGCCACGAGGAACAUCAUGCACACAAAGAAAACUACGGCAAAAAGGGAGGCCACAAGGAAGGCAAGAAGUAUGGCUACACCAGUGGACAUCACUGACAUAUUUAUUUUGUACUGUUUUACAAUGUUUUAUUCCACCGUUUUUUACUCAAGAUCGAAUGUAU